Messenger RNA from Morus notabilis, 1830 nucleotides. RefSeq names its product transcription factor DIVARICATA-like. The transcript is spliced from 3 exons. Gene Ontology annotation, molecular function: DNA binding. The coding region runs from base 853 to 1830 and encodes 325 amino acids. The record is from RefSeq and is a predicted model, not a curated record. NCBI's taxonomy places the organism in Eukaryota, Viridiplantae, Streptophyta, Magnoliopsida, Rosales, Moraceae.
AUCACCAUUCACCACCUUCAUACACCGCUUUUGCACUCUCUUCUCUCUCUCUCUCUCUCUUCCCCACAUUUCUCUUUCUCCAAAGAUUUUUUGUAAAAUUUUAGAUUCAUUCCUUGAAGCGUACUAGUUUGCUUUUGAGUGGUUUCUUUCCCUUCGUAGCCUCGCAAUAUACUCUUCCAGUCUUCCAUCUCUUUUCUCUUUGCUGCUCAGCCUCUAGAGAGAACAAAAAAAGGAAAGAAAAAAAUAAAGAAGAGAUCUUUUCCCAGCUUUUUCCGCUGCCCCGCUUCAAUUCCUUGGAAUUCAGAGCCUCCCCAAACUGAUUUCCUUAUUUGGUCUUCAAUUUUCACUAUCUUCUUAUCUUUCUUACUCAGCUUCUUUCCUAAUUUGGAAUAUUAAAUAGGUUGAACCUGCACAUUCGAGCUUUUCCCUUUUAUGUUUGGUUCUUUGACCAGAAAUUGUUUAUGGGGUUUGGCUUAUUUGUUUAUUUUCCUUGAGAUCUGCAUAGUUGGUAUUCAGGGGUUCCGGAUUUCUAUCUUCGGAGUUUAGUUUUUGCUUUUUUUUAUUUUCUCACAUUUUCUUUGAAUUUUGGAAAGUUGGGUCUUUUUUAGAUUCCUCAGGCUAUGCCUACACAUAAAAAGGUAUUCCGAUUCCUUUGAAAAAGAAAAAAAAAAAAAAAAACCAAAAGAAAGAAAUGAAAGGAAAGGAAAUAAAAUGCCUCUUGAUUUAACACUGAUAUUAUUGUGGUGAAAUCUCCACUUCCGCAUUUUUUCUUCCUCUGAGGCUCUCUCUUUCUUCCUCUGUUUUCCAUGUCACUCUGAGUUUGUGGAAAAACCAAAAAAGAAAGGGAAAAAAAUGGAAAUUCUAUCGCCCGCAUCUUAUAUUUCGAACUCGAAUUGGCUCAUGGAAGAUAGCAAAGGAGCGAGAUGGACUGCGGCGGAGAACAAAUUGUUCGAAAACGCGUUGGCGGUUUUCGAUAAGGAGACGCCGGACCGGUGGCACAAUGUGGCGGCGAUGAUCCCGGGAAAGACCGUCAGCGACGUUAUUAAGAAGUACAAGGAAUUGGAGUAUGAUGUUAGCAAUAUAGAAGCUGGGCUAAUCCCAAUUCCUGGAUAUACCACUUCCACAUUCAAAUUGGACUGGGUCAAUGGCCAUGGCUAUGAUGGGUUCAACAAACAGUCUUUUGCUCUUGGUGGAAAGAGAUCUUCCUCAGCAAGGUCCGCUGAUCAGGAACGAAAGAAAGGCGUUCCAUGGACAGAGGAAGAGCAUAAGCUGUUUCUGAUGGGUUUGAAGAAGUAUGGGAAAGGGGAUUGGAGGAACAUCUCCCGCAAUUUCGUGGUUACUCGGACGCCGACGCAAGUGGCGAGUCAUGCUCAGAAGUACUUCAUUAGGCAGCUAUCAGGAGGGAAAGAUAAGCGGAGAGCGAGCAUCCACGACAUAACGACCGUCAAUCUCAACGACACGAGAACUCCGUCGCCGGACAAUAAAAGGCCCGUUUCGCCGGAGCACUCCGGGGUGGUCGCGCAGCAGCAGAAUUCGGCUGCCAUGUCAAGGACUCCUUAUCAAUGGAACCAACCAAGUGGUGGUGGAGGAGCAAACAUGGGCUUCCACAUGACUAAUGGAAAUGUAUUUGUGACCAAUCCUUAUGGGAUUAGCACAUAUGGGCUUAAAAUGCAGGGGCAUAACAAUCUCCACAGAGGUGCUGUUCAUGACUCUUACUUUGGACCUCAAAGUAUGGUUUUUCAGAUGCAAUCCACACAUUCAGCUAGUAUAGGUCUUGAUUGUGUUUUUGUCUUGGUUUCAUGUGAAUAUGUCAUCCAAAAGAACUCUUGA